UAAAGCGGCAGCUUCCGGAUGGAACCAGAGCGCUCUAAAGGGGGCAUUUUUCAUGGCUCUAAAUGAACAAAUCAAGGAUGAACUUGCUACCCUCGAUGAACCAGCUUCCCUUGACGAUUUUAUUCGUCUCGCCAUCAGAUUAGAUAACAGAAUCCGAGCCAGAAACAGCUCCAAGAAGCAAAGUAAAUUUUCCUCUGCCACUCAUAACAUGGCUGUUCUCUCUCCCUCUACAGAGCAGAUGCCCACACAGAGUUCUAAGCCACAGACUCUAUCGUUGCCUGUUCAGGCCUCUCAUUCAGGCGAAAGGGACAAUGAGCCUAUGCAGGUGGAACACACUAGGCUUUCUCCUGAGGAGAGACAGAGGCGUUUUCUUGGAAAACUUUGCAUAUACUGUGGCUGUGAGCGCAAUCUAAUCGACUCUGAGCUCGUCCAGCAGCUUCAGAUUAAAACCAUUCCCCUGUCUCAGCCUCUCAGUGUGUCUGCCAUAGACGGAAAGAGACUCCAUCGUGUUACCCACCAAACCCAGACGACUCAGAUCAAAGAAUACACCCUUGUGCCUAUUUUUCCCGUAAGCUCUCCUCUGCUGAACAAAAUUACGAUCUGGGUGAUCAGACACCUGAACCUGUCCUCCCAGCCUCAUGCACCGUUGGAGUGGUCAACUGGGAAAUAA
This is a messenger RNA of Cyprinodon tularosa, 670 nucleotides long. RefSeq lists its product as uncharacterized. The record is from RefSeq and is a predicted model, not a curated record. The coding region runs from base 53 to 670 and encodes 205 amino acids. NCBI's taxonomy places the organism in Eukaryota, Metazoa, Chordata, Actinopteri, Cyprinodontiformes, Cyprinodontidae. The transcript is spliced from 4 exons.